CCAGCAGUUGCCUGGCAACCGCCACCAUAGCCGUCAGUCGCGUGUUAGCUUUUGGGGGACGGUCGAUCGAAUUAUUGGAUGCGUCUCAUCCUAAAUUAAAGAUCUAAAAAUACCAAUUGUAUUACAAAUUGAUUCAAAUAUCGAUCGUUGUUGCUUUCGAAACCAGAACAAUAUAAGAUAAAUAGGUUUCAGGUAUUCACCAGUUUUCAUUGCUCGAACUUGUAACGGAUGUCAACCGAACUAUAAACAUUAAUUCUAUCGUUAUCAAAGCGAUGAUGAUUACGUUCGUUGUUUGUUGUCGAGUCGCCGGCAUUGGGCAUUGGAAGAUACGCAAUCGGCGCAUGGCGAGUGAAGAGCGAUCGCGCAGCUGAGCAAUGAAGAAGGAAUUAAAUGGUAGUGAUAUUUUACAUGUUUUUGUCGUCAGUGCAACUCCUGUUACGGGAAAGAUGGCUGAAUGAGAGUGGCAGAGAACCGCCGUAAAGCGAAAAUCAACAGUUGCCAUGUAAAAGCAACGGCCUACAGGAAAAGCACAUACACAAAUAUUAUUAUUUGAAUGUACGCUGUGUGUUCGUGUCUAUUUAUUGAUUUUUUUGAUGGUAGUAAAUAAAACAGGCAGAGCCAAAUAUAACAAAAAUGAAUUACAAAAUGAGAAAACGUGUGGCUGAGUGCACAGAUGAAUAUGAGCCACCUAAGAAGAAGCGAUCAAAUCAAACAGAAGUGACUGGCAAACAGAAUAUAAGGCCAGGUGAAAUUCUAACUGACAUUUGUGGAAAGCAAUGGAAACUUGGACCCUCAAUUGGACUGGGUGGUUUUGGUGAAAUAUUUUUAGUUUCUGAUAGUAUCAAGAAAAAAGUGGAUGACAAUUGCCAAUAUGUAGCUAAAAUUGAGAACCACACAAAUGGCCCGCUCUUUGUAGAGAUAAAUUGCUACCUGAGAAUUGCUAAGCUAGAUUUAAUUAAAAACUGGAUGUUAAAAACUGGUACUAAUCAUCUGGGAAUGCCUUUCUAUGUGGCAUCAGGAUCACACCUGGUACAGAGCACCAAAUACAGGUUCCUAAUAUUACCUAGAUAUCAAAUGGACUUGGAGCAAAUACUUCAAGAGAAAACCAAGUUCAAUUUGAAAACAGUCUUGUUAAUUUCAAUUCAAAUAUUAGAUGUAUUACAAUAUAUACAUAGCAAAGGUUUUAUCCACGGAGACAUUAAAGCAUCCAAUAUAUUAUUGAACUGCUCUAAAGAAAAAGAAGUAAAAAGCAGUAGGAGAAUUUUAAGGCCAAGAAAAAAUUGUAGGGUGGUAAAGGACACAAAUACUCCAACGGAUACACCAUUACGAAGGGAUGACAAUGAAGUCUACUUACUUGAUUAUGGUUUGGCCUCAAAAUAUCUGUUAUCCAAUGGUGAGCAUAAGGAGUAUUGCGUGGACCAGAGAAAAGCGCAUGCGGGAACUAUUCUAUUCUGCUCUUUGGACGCCCACAAAGGCAUUCAAACUCAACGAUCCGAUUUGGAGUGCUUAGGAUACAACAUAAUCUAUUGGCUGACGUCUAACUUACCAUGGAACAAAAAUUUAGAAGACCCGGAGAAGGUCAAGCGGAAGAAGAGGCAGUGUCUAUCCAAACUUAAAUCGUUCCUGUCGUUUUGCUUCGGCAAUUACCCAAAAUUCCUGUGCGAGUACUUCCAGCAUCUAACCAAACUAAAAUAUAACGAGAAGCCAAAUUAUGCUUUGUACAAGUCGAUCUUUCUGAAGGCGAUACAAGAGUAUGGUUACAAGACCGACAGUCAAUUGGAUUUCGAGAAUAUCGAGGGUUGGGGAAAGAUGAAAACUAAGAUGAAAAAGAAUCUGGAGAAUAUGAGAUACCGAAGGGAUUUUUCUAUGAUACAGAGGACGCCGUUGAAAUCAAAUCUACCUGUUAAACCGCUGCUCAGGAAGAACAAAAAGAAUCUCUGUCGGAUGAAUUGGUCGAGAAUUUUAAUAGAUCCUGAACAGAUCCUCAAGCAGAGUAACAAAAAAAUAAGUGAAUCCAGCGAUUCCAACCAUAACAUCAGCAAUCUGAAUAUAAAAAAACUGAAUCCCACGUACGCGAUGACCGAGAUUUAUAAUAAAUAUUUAGAAAGGAUUAAUAAUGAUGGACAAUCUCCAAAAUAUAAAAUGGAAAGCUCUCCGAUUGAUGGAUACACAUCAGCGAUGAUGCAAGUGCACAAUAAUAUAACAGAGAGGAAGUAUUUAGUAUGUUCAAAUAAUAAUAGCAAAAAAGCGAAGAGGACUUAUAAGAAAAGAAAAUCUAAAAGGAAGCAGAAAAAAAAAUCAAAUUCGCAGAAAAGUGAAAAGGGCACUUCGUUACGCUCUUACAGUUUACGUGGAUAAAAGGAUGUUAAGAAUAUAUUUUACAAGACUGGAACUUUUAUACACAUUUUUUGUUUAGUAUUUAAUUUUUUGUUAUCUCGA
Molecule: messenger RNA, 2439 nt
Organism: Nicrophorus vespilloides
Lineage: Eukaryota; Metazoa; Arthropoda; Insecta; Coleoptera; Silphidae
Product: serine/threonine-protein kinase VRK1-like
Exons: 6
Coding region: 634-2358 (574 amino acids)
Biological process (GO): peptidyl-serine phosphorylation; signal transduction
Cellular component (GO): nucleus; cytoplasm
Molecular function (GO): protein serine/threonine kinase activity; ATP binding
Source: RefSeq, a predicted model, not a curated record